Molecule: messenger RNA, 1501 nt
Organism: Serpula lacrymans var. lacrymans S7.9
Lineage: Eukaryota; Fungi; Basidiomycota; Agaricomycetes; Boletales; Serpulaceae
Exons: 10
Coding region: 72-1454 (460 amino acids)
Cellular component (GO): recycling endosome
Molecular function (GO): guanyl-nucleotide exchange factor activity
Source: RefSeq, a predicted model, not a curated record
GAAUCUCGUCAGACAAGUUCAGACAUUAGCGAUAUAGUUAUGGAGGAGAGAAAACUGCUCAGAUUGCGUCGAUGGAUUCUUGGCUUUGCAUUAAUUUUGACUUGGACCACGGGCCAAAACUGCAGAGCGUAUAUCCCUCAUUCUGGCUCUCUCCAACAGAAAUGGAAAAUGUAGCCUUUUCCGCUCUUCCAGACUCCUUGCAGUUCGACCAAGGCUCAGAAGUGCAUUCAUUCAGGAUCAGGGAUGAUAAAUUGUCGAGUAAGGACGAAAAAAGUAGCAGGCCACGUUCUCUAGAUGGAUUUACUUAUGGAUUUUCCUAUUUCUCACAACAACGAGAUGCAUCCUCGAAAAGAGGUUACCGGCAGUCAGCCAUUGUGAUUCUCACCCACUUGCAAUAUCCAGCUUUAUUUUGUAACCUAGCCUCGACAGUCGGUCCGCUGUAUCACGCUCAUGGCGUACUCAUGCUCGAGACUGCUUGUCACAAUGUUGCCAACUGGUGUAAUCCACUACCUGGAAGUACAUUAGAGCUAGGUUUCCUCGGUUCCGUUAUGCACGUCGAGUUGCCUCAGUCGAUGGAUGAGCAGCAACUAACAGAAACAUAUUCUUUUCAGCAAAAAUUUGAUCCUAGUUUACACAUUUUGGCUUCAUCACCAGUAUUUCAUCCGCCACCUAUAGAUCUAUUCGAGGCUUGCAUAUCACACCUAUGGUCAAUGUGGGAGUGUCUCGUUUUGUGCGAACCGAUACUAGUUUUCGGACGAUCUCCAGCCAUGACAAGCCAAGCGAUAUGGUGGUUAAGAGACAUACUUCGCCCGCUCCCUCUCGCUAUGGAUAUUAGGCCUUAUUUUACCAUUCACGAUAAAGAUCAUUCAUCUCUAGUCAAUAAACUGCCUCCUAAGGCUGGGCUGCUUCUCGGAGUAACUAAUCCAUUCUUCGAAAAAUCUUGUUUACACUGGCCCCAUGUUUUGAGUGUAGGGAAGCACUUACGUGCGAAAAGUGCAUCUGCAACUUUCACAGGACCAUCUCCAGGCUGGCAAACCAAAACUCACAAACGAUAUAUCUCCAAGGACCAAGCACUCCUCAAACAGCUUGAACACGCCUGUAAUGGUAGUCAGCUUACUAGAAUGGAAGCAUCGUUCACUCUACGCCGUCAUUUUUGUUCGCGUACUAAUGCUCUGCUCGUCCCUCUCAAUCGUUACCUGAACUCUCUCAUUCCAACGCCUGCCGAAGCCGGUCAGUUCUCGACUCGACUGAAACCAUUCAGUUCAACGAAUUUCUUCUCAUCUCUGAAAAGCAAUGGUUCUCCAUUGCCGUUCCGAUCUGCUAACAGACAGAAAGACUUUUAUGAGAGGUGGCUGAGGACGCCUGCCUUUGGUCUCUGGUUGGCACAGCAGGAGGAUGCUAUUCAAAAGAUUUUGCUGGAAAAUGCUGUUGCCCCGACUGGCAGCUUUCCAUAACCAUAUCUAGUUUUUUUAAUAAUGUCGGAUCCGUAUGCUUGCACAUA